Molecule: messenger RNA, 357 nt
Organism: Trichoderma asperellum CBS 433.97
Lineage: Eukaryota; Fungi; Ascomycota; Sordariomycetes; Hypocreales; Hypocreaceae
Source: RefSeq, a predicted model, not a curated record
AUGUCUCUGGACAGCCACUGCGUAUACAGAUCAGAGGAAUUAUAUCGCACCUGGCAACUUUCUCAAGUAUGGGCUCUCUCCCGUGAUGGAAUCUUACGACCCAACGACCUGAAACAGGUCAAGUUAUAUCAACUAUAUGAGUUUUCGAUGCUGCUCGAUGUUUCUGCAACGGCAUGCAGAAACGCGGCUGGAGUGGCGGCUAAAGCGGACUACCGUAGCUGGUGGCAUCACUACUACCGCUUGGCUGGAUUUCGGGACGCAAGCUGGUUGAAUCGUGGUGUGCGGAAUCGCCUCUUCAGGAUUCUUCAACGUGGUACAAAACAUAGCGAAAACAAGAGCAACCAGUCACUCCGCUGA